This is a messenger RNA of Rotaria socialis, 297 nucleotides long. The record is from the annotation of a GenBank genome assembly. NCBI's taxonomy places the organism in Eukaryota, Metazoa, Rotifera, Eurotatoria, Philodinida, Philodinidae.
AUGAAUAUGCGAAUUAAAUUCUCAAAUUUUUUUUUACCAUUAUUUGGAAUACUUAUAAUGACUACAAUGAUUGCAAUUUGUUCUUGGAAAAUAAUCUUUCGUAUUCAUCGGCCGAUUUAUCCACGUAGAAAUCCGCAAGUUGCAUCUAUAGCUCAAGGCUAUCCUCAACAACCACCUUAUCAAACAUUAUGGACAUCAUCACCACCACCACAAUUAGUUGAAUCACCACCACCUUCUUAUUGUACAGUAGUAGAAAAUGGAAUAGUUCCAUCAGCUGAAUUCUACAGGCAACAAUAA